AUGGCUAGUGACGGCAGUUCGCCUGUGCAAGGCUUCGAGGGUCAAGAUCGCAAAAAGCAUCCCGGAACCACCAGCGACCGAGUUGUGCAGACAGGCGAAUUCAUAUUAGAACUACGAGACAGCUACGUCAAGCAUGGUCUUCGCGGGACUUUCCAGUCAAAAGCUGUCGUCCUUUACGCCUUCGUCGUCAGGUGGGGAGGCUUCUUGUUUGGCUAUGAUCAAGGUGUCGUUUCUGCCAUCCUUGUCAUGGAUCAAAUCCUCGACCAAUUUCCUCGUGUCUCGGAGAGCGCCAGUGGAGCCGGCUUCUGGAAAGGAUUGAUGACGGCCAUGAUCGGACUUGGAGCACUAAUCGGUGGGCACCUACCGAGACCUAUCAAGACCAUCUGA
Cladophialophora bantiana CBS 173.52 is the source of this 387-nucleotide messenger RNA. RefSeq lists its product as uncharacterized. The record is from RefSeq and is a predicted model, not a curated record. Gene Ontology annotation, cellular component: membrane. NCBI's taxonomy places the organism in Eukaryota, Fungi, Ascomycota, Eurotiomycetes, Chaetothyriales, Herpotrichiellaceae. The transcript has 3 exons. The coding region runs from base 1 to 387 and encodes 128 amino acids. Gene Ontology annotation, biological process: transmembrane transport. Gene Ontology annotation, molecular function: transmembrane transporter activity.